This is a messenger RNA of Chrysoperla carnea, 1102 nucleotides long. RefSeq lists its product as uncharacterized. NCBI's taxonomy places the organism in Eukaryota, Metazoa, Arthropoda, Insecta, Neuroptera, Chrysopidae. The transcript is spliced from 2 exons. The coding region runs from base 50 to 442 and encodes 130 amino acids. The record is from RefSeq and is a predicted model, not a curated record.
UACAUUUAAAAUUCUCAGUAUUAAAAUUCACAUCAUUUUUCGUCUUCAAAUGUCAUUCGUUAAAAUAACAUCAUCUACAUUGCCGAAACUUUACCAUGCUAAUAUCAUGCUUACCAUUAAUCGAUUCAUUUCCAUUACAAAAUCACUGAACGGUGAAUACCCAAUUCCACAGGAUCCAACUAACAGAGUUCGUGACACCAUGGCUAAGAUAAUAAGGGAAGAAAAUGCUUGGACAAGAAGGGGAAGUAAUAGACUAGAUACAGAGCAAAUUAAUCGAAUACAAAAUAGAACCGUUGGUUAUUGCUUUAAUAAAUCGAAAGAUAUUCCAAGAUUAAGACGAUGUAUUGAGAAAGCUGAAAAAGAUGCCUAUGUAAGCAUAAGAAAUCCAGAAGUAAGACGAAAUGUGCUUAAAACAUUACGAGAGUCAAGAAAUGUGAGAUAGAUGAAGAGAAAGAAUCGAAAUUAUACGAAAAAAUAUAAUUUACGUAUGAACAAUUAUUAUGAUUACAAAAUUCCAAAAUUUAAGUGAAUUCAUUUGGGAAAUGAAAUGUCGUAAUCCAGAAAUUGUGUCAUACCUACAUUGCGAUAUUUUAUUGACGCCAAAAUUUGUUUAUAUAUGUGUAUGCGAAGGUAUUCACACCACUUUAAAUCAUCCAUGGGCAAACGUGGCUUAGAGAAGCCACUCAGACUUCUGUAUCUAACAUACGAGUAAGACAGUGAUACCUUAACCAGUGUCAACCAAUAAUACGAGUAAGACAGAGAGACAUUUUUUUUUCUUCCUAUCUCAUUACUAUUAAAGUAACUGAGAUAGGUAGAGGAGUCGUGUACAUGUCUUGCUUCCUCCUCUAUGAGCAAUGCGGACUUGCAUAAAGAGGCACACAAUAAACUUUAUGGCAUGCAAUAAACUUAUAACAAUGGUGGCUUUGACUUAAAAUAACUCGCCCACGCCUGCUUUAAAUCAUACUGACCCGUCCACAUAUAUAACCAUAUAAAAGCAUCAAUAAAAAAUUAAAAUGUAAAGUAUAAACUGAAAAUUCACUAUAUAUCUUUAUAAUGCGGCGCGGCGAAAUGAAUUCUAUAUAAUAAUUAUUUAUUCUCUUAA